CAAAAUACCUACCUACACCCAACGUGACCUUCCCUAUCCCUCACAACACUCCAUUACCCAUCACCCCCCAAAAUGCUAGACCUCGCAACCCGCCGCAAAAUCUGCGAAGAAACAAUCUCGCGCUCCGCUUCCCUCGCCGCCUCCCUCCCCACUGGCACCCUCUCCAGCACCUUCAUCCCCUCCCAACUGCCCCCUCUGGUCAAAUCCUCUUCUUCCUACCCAAGCCAUACUUUGCACCCUAUACAAAUUCUAAAUAGCGACGCCUUCGCCCUCGCCCAUCGCUUUCAAACAACUCCGCCAUAUUCCACGGCCCCGAAAAUCGGGGUCUUGAACUUAGCCUCGGACGAGCGACCGGGGGGUGGGUGGCGCUACACGUUGUCCCGUACGCAAGAAGAAGCGUUAUGUUACUCGUCUACGCUGUAUGCUACGCUACGCCCCGAAUGGUAUCCCUGGCCCAACAUGGGUCCUGGGUCGUGUGCGGGUAUCGUGUCGCCGGGUGUAGUCGUGUACCGGGAUACGUUGGAUCAGGAUCUUGUAGAGUUGAAGGAGGAGGAGCGGUUUAGUGUUGUGGUUGUUACGGUUGCGGCGCCGAGGUUUCCGCGGGUGACGGGGGAUGGGGAGGAGUUUGCGGAUGAAGGGGAACUGGAGAAUUUGAGGGAGAAGAUUGUGCUGGUGUUGAGGAUGGCGGCAAGGGAGGGUGUUACGAGGUUGGUGCUUGGUGCGAUGGGGUGCGGGGCUUAUGGGUGUCCACCGCGGGCUGUUGCGAGGGAGAUGAAGGAGGCGCUGGGGAGGGAGGAGUUUGAGGGUUGGUUUGAAGUUGUGGGGUUUGCGAUUUAUGCGGCUGGAGUGGCGGGACGGAGAAAUCUUGACGUUUUCAAGGAGGCAUUUGGGGUGGAGUGAAUGGUGUUGCCAGAUCAAUAAUGUCGGUGGAUAUUUGCAUAUAUACGGGGAGUGAUGAUGCCGAGAAGCUUGUUAAGCAAGCCGUAAUUCAAAGCAAAAUCACGGAGUAAAGUAGAUACAGGAGAAGAUAAACCAACCCUCGAACAACCAACCUCCUC
Molecule: messenger RNA, 1058 nt
Organism: Bipolaris sorokiniana ND90Pr
Lineage: Eukaryota; Fungi; Ascomycota; Dothideomycetes; Pleosporales; Pleosporaceae
Exons: 1
Coding region: 73-900 (275 amino acids)
Source: RefSeq, a predicted model, not a curated record